Molecule: messenger RNA, 1334 nt
Organism: Didymodactylos carnosus
Lineage: Eukaryota; Metazoa; Rotifera; Eurotatoria; Philodinida; Philodinidae
Source: the annotation of a GenBank genome assembly
UUUUUGCAAGCUGAAAGAUAAUCGACAGAAGCUAACUAGAAAUAUGUUCUAGAUCCAAUUUCAGCUGAAGGAGGCUGUACUCUUGCCGAAUAUGAUCAUCUAAACGAUUUUUAUAAUCAUGAGAACCGGCGUAAAAAUGUCCGCCUUCAAGUCCCUUUUUUUAGGCUGAGUUUCGGUGCACUGGUCUCAAUUAAUGCUAUUGAUGCUAAUUAGACGUGUCGAUAACUCUAGUUGACACAUGUUAGUAGUGUCAAUAGCUUCUUGGUAACACCAAGCGGUGAUGUUAAUAGCCAUUCCGCACUAUUUUCCGGACAUGGACAUCAGACAUUUUUUUAUACGACCCUAUACUUUCGCUCAAGGGAAAAAGAAAAUGAAAUUAAACUAAAGUUUUUCGUUACACCGUUAUUUACUUCAGAUGGAAAUAGAAAGGCCCAAAACGAAAAAAAACUCAAAAAGUGAUAGAAUCACAAUCUAAUACAACUGUGCAACCACCAUUUUGGAUUGACAAUACUCAUUUUAUUGGAUUGUUACGUACAAGAUUAUAUCAAUAUUCAACACAACAACAGAGCACAGUUGAACAAACUAGUUUAUAUAAAAAUUUAUAUGAAAGAUUGCAAGAUUUAAAAUCUAUUGAAAAUCAGAAUAGUGAAAUAUUAUUUGAUAAAUAUGAAUCAUUAUUAAAGGAUUUCAUUUAUAAAACAUCACAAGGUACUGAAUAUCUUCCAAAAUGUAGUGAAUUAAUACUGCAAUUAGCUGAAAAAGUUUCAUCGUCAAAUGACAUAAAUCAGUUGCACAAACAAUCAAAUAUGCAAGUAAAAUUAUUAACAAGCAUGGUCCUAGGUUUAUUAACUACAGCUCAACAAAUAAAACAAGAUCAAUUUUGUAUGAAUAAAGUAUUGGAUCAGGUAUUGCAAAUGGUUGUUGAUAUGGAUUUAAAAACAACAUUUACAAAUAAUAAUAUUCAUAUAUCAAAACCGUUAACUGUAUUAGCCAAAUUAUUCACUGAUGAUAAUAUACUUCAUUAUUAUUUACAUAAUGCACAAAUAAAUAAUUUACUAUCACCACCUUUCGGUCCUCCGUUGUCACCAUCCGAUCCACCGCCCAACAAUAACAAUAACAACAACAACAGCUUAAUAUUAAUGUUUUUAUUAGAAUUAUUUAUUUUAUUUUGCGAAUUAUAUCCUGAAAUAUGUGAAGGUUCGCAGCUAACCCAGCAUUGCACACUUUAUGCGCAUGAUAAAAGUUUCGUAUCACAAGAACAAUUACUAAAUCAAACACAAACUUUUAAUGUUCGGAUUGAUAAACAAAAUGCUAAUUCUGUCGGCGAUGUUUGA